This is a messenger RNA of Glossina fuscipes, 1323 nucleotides long. RefSeq names its product protein cortex (gene cort). Gene Ontology annotation, cellular component: anaphase-promoting complex. Lineage: Eukaryota; Metazoa; Arthropoda; Insecta; Diptera; Glossinidae. Gene Ontology annotation, biological process: positive regulation of anaphase-promoting complex-dependent catabolic process; positive regulation of ubiquitin protein ligase activity; anaphase-promoting complex-dependent catabolic process. Gene Ontology annotation, molecular function: anaphase-promoting complex binding; ubiquitin ligase activator activity; protein binding. The coding region runs from base 50 to 1240 and encodes 396 amino acids. The record is from RefSeq and is a predicted model, not a curated record. The transcript is spliced from 5 exons.
AAACCAGGAUUAUUGGAGAGAAAAUGCCUAUAUACCCGUACUCAAGGACAUGAUUGAAGUGAAAUCGGAAAGAAUUUUGCAAUUAACCGAUCCAAGCCUAAGGACAUCGGGCAUACCGGCAUGCGAGAAGCGCAGAGUUCGCAAUGAUAAAUAUUUCGAUAAUUACGAUUGGCCCUGUAUACCGCGUUUAAAGCCGUCAAUCUAUGCGGAUAAGACAUUCGAUUUGCCAGAUUACAAUACUUUUUGUGAAGAAAAUAUGAUUGAUUGGUCUGUUAACGGUCAAAUAGCGGUAUUGUUCGGUCAUGAUGUCAUGAUUUGGAAGAGUAAAGAGGAUAUUACUAUGGUGUUUAACGUUCGUUAUCCGAGUGCGUUGGCGUACAGUCCAAACGGUGAAUAUCUGGCGAUUAGUUGCAAAACAGGUGAACAUCCAGUUGUCGAACUUUGGGACGUUCAAUCUCCAAGUUUCUCGGUACAAAGUGGUCAAAUAUUUGAGCAAAAAUAUAAUCAUAUUCUUGCGCUCGCUUGGGAUAGGCCCGGGACGCACCUGGUGUGCGGCAGUCAUUUUGGAACAAUAUUUGUACUAUCUGCGCCAAAUAUGAAUAUAAUAAUGAAAUUUCAUAAGCAUUAUUUACCGAUUACAAUAAUACGCUUCUCGCCAAAUAGACGGUAUAUGGCAAGCGGAGAUGAAGAAGGCAACCUAGUCGUUUACAAUUGGGGCUCAUGCAGUGUACAUCUCUACAUAUAUUCAAGACGCGGGCUCCGUGUGGUUUUCGACUGGCAUCCAUGGACAGACUCCGACUUGGUGAUAUCCGAAAAGGUUCCAGCUUCCAUUAUUUUACUUCAUGUGCCCAGCAAGAAAAUUGUAGGAUAUUAUCAGCAAGCGGACAGAAGGACUAUUAUUAAUUCAAUUUCAUUCAGUAAACUUACCGGAGAGUUAUUAGUCAGCAUUUCAAACCGAAUUGGUAAUGUAAACUACAAUCAUAAAAUUCUUGUCAUGGCUUCCCUGGAUCGCGUUGUUGAUGUAAUCGCUUUUGCUCACGGUAAUGCAAGAUUUUUGGUUUGGAGUCCCGAUGGAACUCAUGUGGCGACAUCGGGCAACGAGGAUGAAACGCUUACAAUGUGGAAUUUUUGCGCGAGAAAUCGAAAGCGAUUUCCUCAAAAUGCACCUUACACUCCCAAUUUCCAUUUGAGUGAGUGCAACUUUGGAAGUCAAUUUAAGAAAUGGAACAAUGUUAAGUAACUGUGAUCUGUUUGUUGUCUUAAUUUAUAUUUAUAUAUGUUUGUAAUUUAUUUUCAUUAUGUUUCAUUAAAGAGUUAACUUAA